CCUUCACAUCCAACUCCUUCUAGAACCCCACUGACAUUCCACUUCCUGGCAGUAGAGCAGACUACCAAAUCGAGACCAUUGAAGGCACCAACUUCCCUAUAUUGGGAAGUGAGCCAAGGAAGCAGAUUAGGAAUCAACUUAAGGAGAUGAGGAAACAGGAACAGAGGAAGCAGGAGGAAUUUGAAGAAGAGGAGGAAGAAAAAGAAAGCAAAUAAAAUUGAGAGCCUUCGAGAAGAAAUGAGAGAAUUGCAUAGGAAGAUAGAUGAACUUAAUGAGCUCAGACUUAAUGCUAUUAAGAUUAUUCAGAAUUUUAAAGUAAUUACCAGACCACCUGAAGAUAGUAAUGAGUUCGAACCUCCCCUCCCACCUACUUUAGAGCAAUGGCUGACAUCUCAGAGAAAAUCUGGUUCUCAAUUCUUUAACAGUAGAAUUAUAUUUGACUUCAAUGGAAAUAUUACAGACCUAUGAUUUAGUUUAACUACAGAUGAAGAAUUCUCAAUGUUUAAGGAAAUGAUUCAUGCUUUUAUAAAAUAUAAAUGGGUCUUGCCUGAAUCUAUCUCGCUCAAAAUAACAGGCAUUGACUCAAGGUCUCUGGAGCUGGUUUUAGUCCUCUUGUCAGAUCAUCUUUGUAGAAGUUUAAACAUUCUAGAUCUCAGAAGUACAGCAAAUUCUCUUGAAUGAUUUACCCUUAUUUAUCGAACUUUAAAGGGAAUUGAGCCUCUCAAAAUAAACUCUGUAAAGCUAAGAUUUUUCAGAUUUUAUGCCAGAAUGAAUCACCUGGGUGAAGAAGAAGCUAAUCAUGGGAAAGACGCUAUCCAAUAUUUUUCAACCAUCUCUGAAAAAUUAGAGUUUUCUAAUUGUCUCUUUCAUUGAGGUGAAUUUGAAUUACAAGAAGACAUUGAUUAUACUUUAAAGGCAAUUGAAUUUAACAGAUGAACCUUCAUUGAUAUGAAGAAAAGAGAUAAAUCUCACAUUUUAACAUGAACCAAAGCAUUAAAUAAUGAAAAAUUAUUACAAAACUUGAAAUUAGUCAAAAUCAAGGAUAAAACUCUAACAGUCAGAGACAAUAAAAUCAAGGAAUCAAUGAACCUAAUCCCACAAGUAUACAUCUCAAAAGGCUACCAGACCUCUUCCAGCUUCUCCAAAUCCCUCAUAACCCCAAUUUCCCUCUAA
Messenger RNA from Moneuplotes crassus, 1173 nucleotides. NCBI's taxonomy places the organism in Eukaryota, Ciliophora, Spirotrichea, Euplotida, Euplotidae. The record is from the annotation of a GenBank genome assembly.